This is a messenger RNA of Paramuricea clavata, 369 nucleotides long. The record is from the annotation of a GenBank genome assembly. Lineage: Eukaryota; Metazoa; Cnidaria; Anthozoa; Malacalcyonacea; Plexauridae.
AUGCCGUUCGGAAUAUCGAGUGCACCCAAAGUUUGGCAAAGGCAAAUGCAUGAGUUUGCUCAAGAUCUCAAUGGAUUUGAUAUCAUAGCAGAUGACCUCCUUAACGCGGGAUUUGAAGAAACAGGGGAGGAGGUCGAUCGAAGCUUGGAAACGAAUGAACCGGUAUUUUUCAAGAAAUGUCGUGAGUGGAACCUCAAGCUGAAUAAGGGGAAGUUGAAACGAUCACAGACAGAAGUCCGUUUCGUGGCACACCUCAUUACCGCUGAUGGCCUCAAAGCUGAUACAUAUGACACUGUCAAAACUCAAGAAGUCUCUAGCCAAAGCGCCGAUCCUGAGAUACUACGAUGUCAGCAAGAAAGUUACCAUUGA